Messenger RNA from Caretta caretta (loggerhead turtle), 2519 nucleotides. Its product is annotated as vesicle-associated membrane protein 8-like. Lineage: Eukaryota; Metazoa; Chordata; Testudines; Cheloniidae. Gene Ontology annotation, biological process: exocytosis; vesicle fusion. The record is from RefSeq and is a predicted model, not a curated record. Gene Ontology annotation, molecular function: SNARE binding; SNAP receptor activity. Gene Ontology annotation, cellular component: membrane; SNARE complex.
AUUUGAAAGAAAAAUAUUAGUUGCAGUGUUUCCUCGAAGUGCUGUUUUAUUUGUGAUCACCAUGCAGCUAUGGUUUUUCAGUUUAUAAUCUUUAUGACCGAACCAGUUACAGUUUAUGGCACUGUAAAAAGAAGUGGAUCUUAAAGAAACAAAAAAACAAAAAAAAACUUUCUGCUGCAAACUUCAGUUACCUUGUAUAUUUCAUUUACAAAGAUUAGGUAAAUAGGAAUCACACUGCUAAUUGUGCUGUCAGUUUGGGAUACCCAGUUGUCUCUUUUUUCCACUAUAGCCCCUGUGCUAGAAAUGCCAGAUCAUAUGAAAUCUUGAUUUUAGAAUAUCAAGCUGAUUCCUCCCACAUCCUAAAACAUGAUGCUUUAAAACCCAAUCAUUGUUAUUGGAGUCCAGUUGUUUCAUUCAGCAGUUCUGAUAACAAUAUUCAGCAAAUAUAUACAUAUACAUAUAUCAACUGCAUUUUCUUUUUGCGAAUACAGACUAACACGGCUGUUCCUCUGAAACCUAUCAAUUUUAGAGAGGUUUCUGCUAUGUAUAAGCUUGAUGCCUUUGUGACAAUAUAGAUAUGGAGCUAUAGCGAUAUCCAUCCAGUUUAUACUAUACAUUUUGGGGUAGUUUUGUGAUAUGUACAACCUCCUUUCAUAGUAGUCACAAAGGCAUCAAGCUUAUUCGCUGCAGAAACAAAGUUUAGGGAGUACUCCACUUUUUUGUUCUUUUAUUGAAACAGCUCUUUGUUUCGAAGCAAUAAACUUGCUUAAUUAAACUUCAUUCAGCUAUAAUACAUUUUAAGUAUAAACCCUCAUUCAGAAAUGUGCUGUUUCAACCUGCUGCUAAAUAUUGCUGAUAUUUAUAAACAUUACAUUCAUUUCUCCUAAACAAAAGACUAAUUCUCAGUAGUUUAAUUUUAGGACGCUGCUUCAUCAGUGGUAAAUUUAGUUCUUCACAAAGGCUUGAAAAAAACCACAGCUCACAUUGGAAGGUAAAGCCUUGGUUGCAACUUGGGUUUUUAAAAACAGGUCAAAUUCUUUGCUGUAGAACUGACUGCUGCAGAGUGAGGAUUUUAGAUAAUAGAGGUUCAAGUAUCUUCCAACAUAAGUUAAAAAAAAAAAAAGAUACUGGUCUUAUUUCAUGCGACUCAUUUUAUAUUUACCCUGAUGGGGUCAUUACAAAGACACAUACACUUGAUGUGAUUAGCAGUCUCUGCUCAAGAGGGAGCUAGAUGUGAAAUGAAAGUUUUUGUAAUCUACAGGGAAAUGCACUGAGUGAGCUUGUUCAACACCUAUGUCAUACUAUGCUGCCUCUAGCAGUAACUAUUAGCUCUUCACUUUCCUCUGCACUAAAUUUACACAAAUCCACUUAAAAUUUGGUUUUCUUUGAUAUGUAAUUAUUAAAACUUCAUCUCAAGUGGGAUAUAAAGGAGUUUCUACUGUAUGUAAAAUACCAAGUCAUCCAGAAGCACUUUUGUAAUAUUGUAGAGUUUAUUCAAGUCUUAAUGGUUUUGCUUUGGAGGAGCAUAUUGUUUUAUUGUUCAGUUCAGCGAUGCUGAUUGUAAAUACUUAAUUACAUUCCUUUUCUUUCACUGAUUUUGGCUCAUUAGUAUAUGACACAAGUUAGAAGUUUAAAUAAUAAUACCCAUUCUAUUAAUAUAUCUUUUCUAAGCUUUGUGUACCAUGCCCUGCUUGUUAAUGGAAUUACAUACGUAUGUGCUACAAACAACACCAUAGACAGCACAGGACCAUUUGCCUUUCUUAUAGAGAUUUGCAAGGCUUUCAUUGGUAGCCCCUUGAUAUCGCAAGUGACGUUUGCUCAUCCUUUUGAAUUCAAUGCAGAUUUUCAACAAGUGCUGGGGAAAUAUAUGAUGGAGUACAAUAGGAAGUCAGGUGAUAUUACAAUUUCUACACUGCAAAUUCAAGUUGAUGAUGUCAAAAAUGUUAUGACCGAAAAUAUUGAUAAGGUUUUGCAAAGAGAAGAAAACCUGAGUGAGCUUGUUGACAGAACAGAUGAUCUCCAAAUAGCGGCUGAUACUUUCCAAAAAAACACCACAAAGAUUUCCAGGAAGAUGUGGUGGAAAAACGCCAAAAUGAUGAUAAUUAUUGGAGUUGUUCUCCUUAUUAUUUUAACAUUUAUCAUUCUCCUAGCGACAGGUGUUAUUCCAACAUAAACUUUUGAAUAUUUUUUUGCCCAACAUGAAAAUUUUAUAAAUUUUAUUUAAAAAUUAUUCUAGAGCACAAAUAUUUGUUAUUUUGUAUAUUGUUCAAGAACUACUGAACCAUUAACACCUGGUUGCUUGCAUUCUUUAAAGUAAUAAAGUAAACUACAGUAUUUUCAUCCAAAGGGAGUGUGUGUGGUAUCGUUUUCUCCACUCUUGAUGUAGUGAAACGGAUGCAGAGAGGUUAAGUGAUGUUUAAACCACAUGCUGUAAUAAUGGAUUGCUUAACUAUUAGCUCAUAUACAUACAUGAGUAAUUGAGAAUUUUGAAUGAGUGUCAUAACUCUUCCCUGGCUAUA